UCUCGAGAGGAAAAGGCGGUGUAAAGACUUUGCAGAGAGAAACACAACGACAAGGCCAGAGCUAGAGCAUCCUUUACUAGUUGUGUGCGUGAGAGGCUACUGAUCGUGGUCUGUUCUUGUUGGCGGUGUGUAAUUUCUCAUCCUUGGCAUAUCCCGUAACUGGUUUCUCUUGUUUAGAACGAUAACAGUGGUUCAAUAUCUCAAAAGACUUUAGAAAAUUGUUGACUCAUAUCUAAUAAUCGAAGUCUUGAAUAUGGCUAUUGACAAGUCUGAGCUGAGGCAGCUUGUUUGCGACAAGCUGAUAGCAAUCAGCUGCUAUAUCGAUGAUGAGCUACCUGAUUACAUUGUGGCCAUGGUCAUCAACGGGAAGAGUCGUGAGCAUAUGAGCAAAGAUCUUAGCGUUUUCACUGGAGGACAGUCAGACGAUUUUCUUGACUGGCUCAUGAAGACUGUGCAUGACAUGAGCCCUGGCACUCAGGUGGCAACAGCACCCAUCAAGUCAACAGUACGUAUGGUCGCCAGAGAUGAACACAGCCACGUGUCAUCGCGGCAUUCUUCUCGAAGCGCCAGCUCUCAGAACGACCAGCCUAGCAAGGCAAGCAGUAGUUCUGGCAAUGCCAGUACUAGCCACCGCCUGCUGAGUCUGGCCGUUGCGAAAGCUGCAGCCGACACCAAGCCGGCUGUUGCGAAAGCUGCGGCUGACACCAAGUCAGCUGCAGCCAGUGAGGACAGCACCAGCUGUAAGAGACACCCGCAGCCCGUUGCAGAGGGUUCGUCGUCCUCUCAUUCCAGCAGCACCGGCGGCAGUAGUAGUAGCAGAGAGCGACGACGGCCGCGCCGCACAUCCUCACCAGAGCAUCGUCACAGGGAGUCCUCUCGUAGCUCUAAAGCACGCAGCACCGCUGACAAGCCGCCCAGUGGCGAGAAAUCGUCGACGAAAACCAAGUUUAUUGUAACCCUGGAUGGAGCCGAUAAGCUGAAAGGCUCGUCGGCCAAGCCAAGAGAAGUCGUGGAUCCACCAGAGUCUGAGCAGCCCUCCACCAAUGUGGUUCAGUUCAUAAUUAAUGACGAUCUUAAGCGCAAGCAUGUUGAAGUUGAGCAGGUCAGUGAUGAUGUCGAGACGGAGCAGAGUGCAUUGACUGCUGACCCUGCUGACAUACCACUGGAGAGUUUAACCGAGCCUGCUGCCAAGCGUCCAAUGGAACGCUGCCGCUUCUGGCCCAACUGCACUGCAGGCGAUGCGUGUCGGUUCCAUCACCCCAGCGUGCCGUGCCGUAAGAUGCCCGCAUGCAAGUUUGGUGCGCAGUGCCUCUACCUGCAUCAGGACUGCAAGUUUGACGGCCGCUGCACCAAGCUAGACUGCCCUUAUGUGCAUCGUCUCAAGCCAGGUCAGUUCAACACCGCUGCCACUCCCGCCAGUGGUGUGCCGAGUAGCACUACUACUCCAACUGCUGCUGCUGCUGUGGCUGGCAAGCCUGCACCAUCCAGCACUAUUUGCAGGUUCCACCCGGGCUGCAUGCGUGACUACUGUCCGUUCCUUCACCCCACGGCGUGUCGCUAUGCAAGCAACUGCACGCGAAGUGGUUGUAACUUCUACCACGCUCCGGCAGCCAGCGAGCCACCUCAGCUGCCUGGUCGCAACGCCUUCCGCUGGACAGCCAAGAAGGAUCACGUCAGUGACCGCAAAUUUGCUGUCGAGGCCGCAGGCGAGUCUGUCAUACCCGCUGAUUCGGCCGCUUCAUCAGCUGCUGCCCAAUCUACGGUUGUAGAUGCGUAGGCAUCAUCUCCAGCAGCACAUUUCCAACUGCUGAACAUUUGCUCGUCCUUGUUUUUGGGAAUCCCCCUGCCACUCAUUGGCAUUCAAAGGCAACUUUGCCGAUGUGUUCCUUUACCAGUGAGCUUGUCAAAUCAUCUGAAGACCUGUUUCCGGUAACAGUGCUGGACUGGUCUUCUUUUUGCGACUUGAUGACGUGGUAAUGUGUUUUAUUUUGCGUGCUUUUGACAAGUGCGUGCAGCAUUAAUGCCAUGUCCUGUACUAUCAUAGCUUGUUGGCAAGCCAUGCCGCUUGUUUUAGACACCUGGCCGUGCUGAUGUUGAUGGCCACGACACUGACGAUCUGUUCUCCAGUACUUCAGGCAAUGUUAUGCGUGUUUGUACUAUCCGAGUCACAGCUGGUCGUCUUACGUACGUGUAUGCCUGUGUUACACAGUGUAGAUCAGUGGGAUAAUAUAUAACCUCCAGUGAUCUCUCCACAGGCGUUGGCGUGUCAUGUUUUGUUGUAGUUUGUAGCAGUUCUGGUUAUCGUUGCACAUUGCUAGAUAUAGACACCUGCCCCCUAGCCUGUAGAUUGGGUUUAUUAAAA
Molecule: messenger RNA, 2362 nt
Organism: Sycon ciliatum
Lineage: Eukaryota; Metazoa; Porifera; Calcarea; Leucosolenida; Sycettidae
Product: zinc finger CCCH domain-containing protein 14-like
Exons: 1
Coding region: 254-1777 (507 amino acids)
Biological process (GO): regulation of mRNA stability
Cellular component (GO): nucleus; cytoplasm
Molecular function (GO): metal ion binding; poly(A) binding
Source: RefSeq, a predicted model, not a curated record